Molecule: messenger RNA, 2340 nt
Organism: Dracunculus medinensis (Guinea worm)
Lineage: Eukaryota; Metazoa; Nematoda; Chromadorea; Rhabditida; Dracunculidae
Source: the annotation of a GenBank genome assembly
AUGGAUGGCGACGAUGCAGAUGGAAUGGAGAGUUUCGAAAUUGAUGACCGCGACUUGGAAUUCGCCCUCAAUCCUGGUUCUUAUCGUAGCCUUUCGAAGAACCAACAUCUCUAUGGUAUUUGGGCGGAUCGUGAAGAAAGUGACGAUGAAAAUGGUUCACGAAAACGGAGCAAAAAUUAUUCGGCUCCUGUUUCAUUUGUUAGUGGUGGAAUUAAACAUGGUAACAAAAUUGAAGGCGAGGUUAUUGAUCAAGAACCAAUACGUUUCGAGAAGCGCAUCCGGCAACAACGAAGGGCUGCCGGAGCCAAUGUUCUUGCAGGAAUGCGUACAUCAUCUUCCCAUGGUACAAUCGACCCUGAGAAAUUCGCUGAUUGGGCUAAACAUUCAAAAAGUGGUGUUAUUAUGAAAAUGAUGACAAAUAUGGGAUAUAUUCCUGGCCAAGGUCUUGGAGCAAAAAAGCAAGGGAUAGUAGAACCUAUACAAGCUGUAGUCCGACCAGGUCGCGCAGCAGUUGGAGCUUAUGGAAAAGAAGCAAAAGGGCCAAAUUUUGGAGAAUCAGCGGGAAAUUCUCAAAAAAGGAUGGAUGAGGGUCAUCCUAAUGAUUCAUUAUCCUCUAAUGCUGAAAAGCGUGGGAACUGGAAAAAAAAUAAUUCAAAAAAAGUUUUGACUAUCCGUUAUAAAACCAUCGACGAAGUUUUGGCUGAAGGAGGUAAUUUGAAAAAUUUACAAAAACGAGCAGAUUUAAGCGGUUCAGGAGUUAAAGUGAUUGAUAUGACUGGCAAAGAACAGAAAAUAUAUUCUGGAUACGAUGCUUAUGCAGCAAAAGCCAGAAUAGUGGCGGAAGAGCACGAUGAAAAGUUGGCUUUUGAUGUACCCGAACUAACUUAUAACAUCAAUAUGCUUUUGGAUAUGACCGAAGAGACAAUUCGACGAACAGAUCAUCAGCUUCGCUUUCUUUAUGAUCAAACGACGGCUCUGGAAAACGAUCGCGAUCAGCUUAAAGAAUUGCUUAUAAAUGAAAGAAAUGAAGGAAGGCGAAUGAAUGAAGUCUUAGCUCUACUUCAGCGUUUUACUUGCGCCGAUUCUGAUCCGCCAACUCUCGCAGCUUGUUACAAUCUUUUCGAAAAAUUGCAGACUGAAUAUUUUGAAGAAUAUCGCUUGUUUAAUUUGGAAGAAAUCGCAAUCGCAACAGUUUUGCCAUUGAUUCAGAAACAUUUUUCUACGUGGAAUCCUCUAGAUGAGUCACAAACAAACUACGGAUACGAUCUGAUUAUUACUUGGAAAAGGAUAUUAGAAAAGGAAGACCAAGGCGUUCUGACAAGAAAUUUAACUCCCUUCGAACGCUUGCUGUGGGAUGGUUGGAUGCCAAAUAUCAGGAGAUCUGUAUUGAAAUGGAAUCCACGUGAUAGUAUAUACCCAAUGUUGAAAGUUAUUGAAAAAUGGUUGCCUCUUUUACCUUUGUGGUUGCGAGAAAAUCUUCUAGAGCAGAUCAUUAUACCACGAAUAGCUUCUCAAGUUGAUGAAUGGAAUCCAUUAAUUGAUAGAGUGCCAAUUCAUACCUGGUUGCAUCCUUGGCUAAAUAUCAUGGGCGAUCGCUUGCACUCUAUAUUUGCUCCUAUCCGGCAAAAAUUGGCUAGGGCACUGGUGGAAUGGCAUCCUACAGAUCAAAGUGCUCUAUCGAUUCUAAGACCAUGGAAAGGUUGUUUUGCUUCUGCGACAAUGUCUGCUUUCUUGGCGCAAAAUAUUGUGCCAAAAUUGGACAAAGCUUUGCGAGAAAUGAUUUAUGAUCCUACGAAAAAUCAGCGAUAUGAUGAAUUUUAUGCAACUCUAUCUUGGAGCGAAAUGCUUGGUACUGAAGGUGUUGCUGCUAUACUCGUUCGAAGUUUUUUCCCGAAGUGGUAUGAAACAUUAUGCACAUGGUUAAAUUCUCCUCGAGUCUUAAUGGAUCAAGUUGCAAUGUGGUACAAUGAAUGGAAAACGAGAUUGCCGAUGGAAAUAUCAUCCUUGCCAGUAAUUCGAGAGCAAUUAACUCGUGCGUUAAUGGCUAUGAAUCAAGCUCAGCAAGGUGUAAAUGUGCCAAUGCAACCACUUCCUCCACCUGAGCCUCCAUCAUUUGUAAUAAAUAGACCUCAUUCAUUAUUUCAGGAACUUGUAGAAAUGCGAGCGCGUAGCGCUGGAAUUACAUACGUCCCUCAACCAAACAAGUUUAAAGAGGGUAAGCCAGUUUAUUGGUUCGGUAAUAUAUCUAUAUAUAUUGAUCGUAAUGUCAUUUUUGGUUUCAAUGUUGAAACGCAACAAUGGGCUCCAAUCGGUCUCGAUCAUCUAAUAAAUAUUUGUUAG